Messenger RNA from Caenorhabditis elegans, 602 nucleotides. It is a transcript of the gene F42A10.9, whose product is annotated as Gamma-glutamylcyclotransferase family protein. The record is from RefSeq and is marked reviewed. Gene Ontology annotation, molecular function: gamma-glutamylaminecyclotransferase activity. The transcript has 5 exons. NCBI's taxonomy places the organism in Eukaryota, Metazoa, Nematoda, Chromadorea, Rhabditida, Rhabditidae. The coding region runs from base 80 to 550 and encodes 156 amino acids.
ACAGAUUUUUUUUAAAUGUUUUUUUAUUAACUUAAAAUAAUGAAAAAAUCUGUAAUUUAUUAAUUCAUUUCCAGCAAAAAUGGGCGAAAAAUUCAAGGUUUUCGUGUAUGGAACCCUGAAAACAGGAGAGCCAAACUACAAGGUUCUGUCAGAAACUGACGGAGAAUAUCGAUUCAUCUCAUCUGGAACUACAGUGGAAAAGUUCCCAUUGGUAGUUGGAACCAAAUAUAACAUUCCAUUUUUGCUUGAUGAUGCUGGGAAUGGAAAUAACAUUGAAGGAGAAAUGUAUGAAGUUUGCGAGAAGAAAUUGAAGGUGCUCGAUGAGUUGGAAGCCUACCCAACAUUGUACGAUAGAAAGAAAGUUGAGAUCAAACUUCCGUCUGGCACUACUGAGACUGCGUUUAUCUAUCUGCUGAAAAGCUGGCGCCCAGAUCUACUUUCCACGUCAUCCGAAAUGAUGACCAACUACUCAAGCCUCGGAGCUCAUGGUAGACCUUAUGUGGACAGCGAGAACCUAACCAACGAGAAUGAAAUGUACGAAGCAAUGUGAUCACCGAGUAACAGUUCCUCAUCGUUAUAAUUUGAAUAAAUGAAUAAUAAUC